UCUUGUUUUUUUGCAAAUAAAAAAAAAACUAUUUUAUUAUAAAAUUCUUGCAUUAUAAAAAGUAAAAUUUACUAAAACUCUUGGUGCUAUAAAGUUAAAAACUUAUAUGCAGUUCGCAUUGAAUUGUUUUGUGAAACAAAAAUAGACAUGCAUCGAUGUUAGAUGAUCAAAAAAUAAUUGGAAACCAUCUAUAUUAUGCCCCGUGAACAUGCAGAUGGCAUUCGUAUAGCAGCCGAAGCAAUCUACAGCAACGCCCGCCCAAUGAAUCAUCGUGGACCCUAUCAACCGCAGUUCGACUACAAUCGAGCCCAUGCUGUUAACCUCCUCUCGGAAGAUUUCCUUGGUGGUUAUAUGCAAGAUGGACGAAUGUCGGUUGUUCGGAGAUUCUUUUGCUUGUUUGUCACAUUCGAUUUGUUUUUUGUGUCUUUCCUCUGGAUAAUAUGUAUUAUGCUCCAUGGUGGAACAAUAAUGGAUGCCCUCCAGAAACAGGUGGUGCACUAUACAAUCUACACGUCAUUGUUUGAUGUUGUGGGAACGGCCAUUUGUCGAUUUGUUGCCCUGGUUUUAUUCUAUGGACUUUUUUACAUGAAUCAUUGGUCGAUAAUUGCUUUAUCAACGACUGCUUCGUGCGCGUUUCUCAUCUCCAAAGUUUUCUUUUUUGAUUGGGUACAUUCACCAGAACCUGUAUUCGGAGUUGUUCUUGUUUUAACAUCCUUUGUGCUGUCUUGGGGUGAAGCAUGGUUCUUUGAUGGCAGAGUUAUACCUCAAGAGCGACAUGCGAGGAGUUAUCUUGCAGCUUUAUCGUCAAACGAUCGUUCACCACUGAUGGCUCCAUUUUUGGCCUCUGAAGGAGAACGACCCCCACCAGAGAGUGUGUUCUAUUCACCUUUUGAUACUAGGCAAAACAGUGAUGACGAAGAAGAACAGGAUGAAGACUACAGACAACAAGGUUUGGAAUGCGUUCGCAAGUGCUAUCAACUUCUAAAAGCAAGUGAUUGGAAGGUCGAAAAAGUAACACAAAAAAAUGAUACCAUUCAAAGUAUCAAUCGGGAGAAACUAGGCAAAAUAUACAGAUUAACUGGUCGUAUUAAGUUUCCAGCCAAGGCAUUACUUGAGGAACUUUUCUAUAAAAUCGAAGAUGUUCCCAAAUGGAAUCCAACACUGUUAGAAUCAAAAAUUCUUCGUAAAAUUAACACCUAUACAGACAUCAGUUACAAUGCUACCACCAGUGGAGGUGGUGGAAUUGUUAAAAGUCGAGACUUUGUCAACUUACGCUGCUGGCGGCUGUGUUGUGAUGGCAGAGUCAUCGAAGACAGUGACAGUGAAGAAUACAAAAACAAAGAAGAUGACGACGACGAUGAUGAGAACAUUCUAAAUCGAUCUUGUGAAGGAAGUGUUUCAACAAUCUCAGGAGACAAUGACUAUGUGCCAGGUGGUUCGGCAAAUUCAAAUGUCCGAACUUCUAGAAGUUCUAUGAAACUAGGGGAGAAUAUGUCUCCACCAAAUGCAGGAAUGUAUCGAACACUUAGUCAGAGUUUAGGAGCUAAAGGCUUUCAGGGACAUUUAGACUUUCCUGAUCCUCCUCCUUUGGAUGAGGAUUUCCACGAUGCUGAAGAAACUCCUGUGUCUGAAGUGAAGAAAUCGACUGAACCUCCGAAGGAGAAAGAUAGGAUCUAUGUUAGUGCUGCCAUAAGCAUUGUUUAUCCUGGUAUGCCACCAAUUCCUAAAUACACUAGAGGUGAAAAUCUUAUAUCUUGUUGGGCAAUGCGUGAGGUAGAGGGCAAGUCCGAUGUAUGCAUAUUUGAGUGGCUCCUUUGUUUAGAUCUUAAAGGCUAUAUGCCGCGAUAUGUCUUGGACAAUACAUACACAACAUUCAUGACAGACUAUAUGCUAUAUUUACGCAAAUAUGUUUGUGAACUUCGUGAAAAACGAAAGAGAAGUGCCUCUCAUCAUCGAUACUCAGCUACUGUAGAAGACGAUUAAAAUAUUUAAAUACAAAAAAA
Messenger RNA from Episyrphus balteatus (marmalade hoverfly), 2003 nucleotides. RefSeq names its product steroidogenic acute regulatory protein-like (gene Start1). The transcript has 12 exons. Gene Ontology annotation, molecular function: lipid binding. The record is from RefSeq and is a predicted model, not a curated record. Lineage: Eukaryota; Metazoa; Arthropoda; Insecta; Diptera; Syrphidae. The coding region runs from base 196 to 1983 and encodes 595 amino acids.